CCUGCUGUUGAAACAGCAGAGGAAGCUAAGGAGCCAGCAGAGGCAGACAUCAAUGAACUCUGUAAAGAUAUGUUCAGCAAAAUGGCCACGUAUUUAACAGGUGAACUGACAGCCACCAGUGAAGACUACAAGCUCUUGGAAAACAUGAAUAAGCUGACUAGCUUGAAGUACCUGGAAAUGAAAGAUAUUGCUAUUAACAUUAGUAGAAAUCUGAAGGAUUUAAAUAAAAAAUAUGCUGCUCUUCAGCCAUAUCUGGAACAAAUCAACCUAAUUGAGGAGCAGGUUGCAGCUCUGGAGCAGGCAGCUUAUAAAUUGGAUGCAUAUUCCAAAAAACUUGAAGCCAAGUACAAAAAACUGGAGAAACGAUGAAUUUACGACAGUCUUUAAGUUGGAGUUGGACUAUGAGUCAGACUGAUUUACCUGUUUAUGUUGCACAACAGCAAUUCUGUACAUUGACAAGAAUUUGAUUACAGCUAAUGUCAAGACUGGUAACUUUUUCUACCUAUUGAAUACAGUUGGCUGUAUUCAGGCUUAAGGCUGAAUAAUAUUUUCCUCUGCCAAAGAGGUUCUGUUGCCUCAGU
Molecule: messenger RNA, 581 nt
Organism: Chaetura pelagica (chimney swift)
Lineage: Eukaryota; Metazoa; Chordata; Aves; Apodiformes; Apodidae
Gene: BLOC1S2
Product: biogenesis of lysosomal organelles complex-1, subunit 2
Exons: 4
Coding region: 70-369 (99 amino acids)
Biological process (GO): endosomal transport; lysosome localization
Cellular component (GO): BLOC-1 complex; BORC complex; gamma-tubulin complex
Molecular function (GO): gamma-tubulin binding
Source: RefSeq, a predicted model, not a curated record